Molecule: messenger RNA, 3879 nt
Organism: Xiphias gladius (swordfish)
Lineage: Eukaryota; Metazoa; Chordata; Actinopteri; Istiophoriformes; Xiphiidae
Gene: pparab
Product: peroxisome proliferator-activated receptor alpha b
Exons: 6
Coding region: 1-1410 (469 amino acids)
Biological process (GO): negative regulation of inflammatory response; negative regulation of transcription by RNA polymerase II; regulation of lipid metabolic process
Cellular component (GO): nucleus
Molecular function (GO): nuclear receptor activity; RNA polymerase II cis-regulatory region sequence-specific DNA binding; zinc ion binding
Source: RefSeq, a predicted model, not a curated record
AUGGUCGACAUGGAGAGCCACUACCAUCCCCCAUCUCCCCUGGAGGACUCGGUGCUGGACAGCCCCCUCUGCGCCGAUGAUGACUUCAUGAGCGGCAUGGAGGAGCUACAGGACAUCUCCCAGUCCAUCGACAGCGAUGCCCUCAGCUCCUUUGAUGUCCCUGAAUACCAGUCCUCCAGCAAUGGCUCAGAAGGUUCAACUGUCCUAGAUGCCCUGACGCCAGCGUCCAGCCCCUCAUCAGUUGUUUACGGGUUGGCAGCGGGCCAGGAGGAUUUCUCAUCUUCCUCCUCAUCGCUCAAUCUGGAGUGUCGAGUCUGUGCUGACCGCGCCUCGGGCUACCACUACGGAGUCCACGCCUGCGAGGGCUGCAAGGGCUUUUUUCGGCGGACCAUCCGUCUGAAGCUGGAGUAUGACAAGUGUGAGCGCCGCUGCAAGAUCCAGAAGAAGAACCGCAACAAGUGCCAAUACUGCCGCUUCCAGAAGUGCCUGUCAGUGGGCAUGUCCCACAACGCCAUCCGUUUUGGUCGGAUGCCCCAGUCGGAGAAGCUAAAGCUGAAGGCGGAGAUGGUGACGGGGGACAGGGAGGUGGAAGACCCUCAGCUAGCGGACCAGAAGACGCUGGCCAAGCAGAUAUAUGAGGCCUACCUCAAGAACUUCAACAUGAACAAGGCCAAGGCUCGAACCAUUCUCACCGGCAAGACCAGCACCCCUCCAUUCGUUAUCCAUGACAUGGAGACCCUCCAGCUGGCAGAGCAGACGCUGGUGGCCAAGAUGGUGGGCUCUGCGGGAGCACUGAAGGACAGGGAGGCGGAAGUUCGGAUUUUCCACUGCUGCCAGUGCACAUCGGUGGAAACGGUCACAGAGCUCACAGAGUUUGCGAAGUCCGUCCCGGGGUUCUCGAGCCUGGACCUCAACGAUCAGGUGACUCUUUUGAAAUACGGGGUGUACGAGGCUCUCUUUGCCAUGCUCGCCUCCAGUAUGAACAAGGACGGGCUUCUCGUAGCGUACGGCUCAGGCUUCAUCACCCGGGAGUUCCUCAAGAGCCUGCGGCGUCCGUUCAGUGAUAUGAUGGAGCCCAAGUUCCAGUUUGCCAUGAAGUUUAACGCGCUGGAGCUGGACGACAGUGACCUGGCUCUGUUUGUGGCCGCUAUCAUCUGCUGUGGAGACCGACCGGGCCUGGUGAACGUGGCGCACAUCGAGCGGAUGCAGGAGAGCAUUGUGCAGGUGCUGCAGCACCAUCUGCUGGCCAACCAUCCGGACGACACUUUCCUCUUCCCCAAGCUGCUGCAGAAACUGGCUGACCUCCGGCAGCUAGUCACUGAGCAUGCACAGCUGGUGCAGGAGAUCAAAAAGACAGAGGACACCUCGCUGCACCCGCUCCUGCAGGAGAUCUACAGAGACAUGUACUGAGGAUUGUGGAUGAAUAACCAGGAGAGGCACUCUACAAACCAACUCUUUUUUUUUUUUUUUUUCAGGGACAGAACAAUAGUCCUCCAUAAGCUAGGGUUGAACCACUUAACCCCCCCCCCCUCCCCAAUGCAGCACGAAUUAGCUUUGGUUAGCAUAAGAAGUCCUGUUUAGGAUCAAGCAAGAAGGUGGUGAUUCUCAAAGUCAUGUAUGCAACGAUGUGAUGUACAGCUGAUUGAGCUCCCAUCAAGACAGCAGUGUAUGCAAUCUCUGACCAAACCCUUGCGUGAAAACACUAAAUGCUAACUUAAAGUCUUUCCCUGACCCUUAACAAAAAUGAGGAAAGAGAUUUGACAGUUGCCACUCCAGCAGUAUGUUUGAAAGUAGAUUUUUAUACUGAUGUCAAAGAGCAAAGAGCCAUAUACCCACAGUUAACAACACCCGAAUGACUUCUGUGGCAGCAGCGUCAUUAAGACAGUAAUGAUACCGUUUUCAAGCGAGGCAGCUUCCGCCAAAUUGGCUACCAAUAAAGGGUGGUCACCCAUGCACCAGCCCUCCAGCAUGUUUCUUUACCUUUUUAUACCCAGGGACACAACUGUCACCAGGGCCCUGAAUAUAAUCACUUAUUUGUACUGUAAGUCUUCUAAGCCAUACCUUGUUUUUAAUGAUACUGGCAAUGAGGAAUGUCUUUCACAUGUACACAAACUGUUCAGGCAAUAGUAUUUUUACACUUCACAAUAAGGUGGCAAAAUCUUAAAGUUUAUAAGAAAAUUUGAAGUUUUUUGCAGGCUGAAAUGGCUACAGGCACAGAUUCACUGUGUACAUGCACCACAAUGCACAUCUGAAGCACAAACACGCCUGAGAUAUGUUAACAUGACACAAUUUUAUACUGGACCUCUGUUGAAUGCCUUUUUCGCAAAACACAUGCACAGACGUUUGGCACUCCAUCCUGUUUUGUGUCCUGGUAUUCAAGGGCUAACACCAAGUUAAACCGCAUUACAACCUUAAUACAGGCAGACUAAGGGCAGAUUUGCGGAAAAUGAGUCUGCUUCUUAAUUUUCUCAGUCACAUAAGCCCGGUUCCUCAAAAUCACACCUCAUUAAUUUUUCUCUCAGUCAGUCAUUUUGUCUCUCACCUCUUUCUCCUGUCAGUCCCGCUGCCUUCUAUUGUGUUUCACUGGCUGUGUUUGGUCCUCAAAACACAUGUAGUUGUUCAAGAUUCAGGGGUCUUAUGUGCGCAUUUUUUAUACAGUAUGAUGGCGAAUCAAAAGAAUGAUCCUUUUCUUCAUAGAGGAAAAUCAUGAUGGUGUGGCCUCACAGAUUAAACCAAUAUUCUCUGCUCUUACUUGAUUCAAUAAGUGAGAUAAAGCCAGUUCGACUUUUUAAACGGCUAAAAAAAAAAAAAUGAGUCAAGACAUUUUAUCACAAUUAGACAGGUAUAUAAUGAUGGACGAAGACCAAAUACAUUUCCAUAUGGUUUCAUUUAGGUGUUUUUGUGCUCCAUCUUUUAUGAUAACUGUGCAUGUGAAAACGCCACUCCUGUAUUUUGUUAUCAUACUUCCUUUUGUAAAAAAAAAGAAAAGAAAAGAAAAGAAAAAAAUGAACGUGCUACACAGAAGACCCAUAGUAAAGGAAUGUUGAUGGCGAAAACAUGCAUGUCUGAUAGUUUGGAUAAUAUAUAUGCGGAUCUGUGAGAGAAUGAUUUCCCUCCAUCUGCUUAUCCAACCUAAACUUGCUAAAAUCACCAUGAAUUGAUUGAAAUUCAGUCACGAGAAAUGGACCUUGUGUUUAAAAUGACAUCACGUUGUAUAGACAGAGUAUACUGUACAUAGCUGAAAUGAUCACACUGACUGCUUGCCCCAACUUUUAACUCUUGAGGGAUACAAGGUACUAAUGAUGAUCAACUUUUGUAUUCCUCCGUUUGGUAAAUACUUUUAAAUGUUUGAAAUUUUACAGUAAAUGUAGUUAUGUACUGUACAUUCUUUUUUUUUGCUUAAAUGCCACAUAAUUGUGUUUUAACUGAAUUGGAUCAUAUUUUUAUACUAAAAUAUAUAUGUAUGACUAAAUCAGAUCAUUGUUUAUUUGAAAUGGCACGAUUGAAGAGUGCAGUGUAAAUAGAAUUAAGGGUACUAGGGCAACUGGUAAUCUGAAUAUCCAUAGAUCUGAAUCCCACUGGGGACAUUCCUUUUGUUAAUGGCUGUUUUGUAGGAAGAGAACCAUCAAGGCUACAAUAUGCAUUUGGUUCAUUUCCACUGUAUCUUCAAUUAUGCUCUUAUGAAGCAUACAAGGGCUGCGCAGGGCCGUACUAGCUCACAACUUUCGGGUGGCUGAUUAAAACUUGACCUCCGUGACCUCUCAAUACAAUGAAAACUACAUUUAUCAUUUGAAAGGUCAAGCUACAACUCAACACUGAUCAUACAGUACUGGUCUCCUCUUUUAUACUCUGUUCUCAGGUUGCACAUUAAAAAAAAAA